AUGCCUUAUAAAAUGAUCAAUGUGGAAGACUACCAAAAACUUGCAAAAUCGACUUUACCCAAAGUGAUUUAUGAUUAUCUGGAAGGUGGGGCAGAUGAUGAAAAAGGCUUACAUCACAAUCGACAGGUAUUUGAUCAAUGGCGGUUUAAGCCGCAGCGUUUGGUCGAUAUUAGUGAACGAGACAUUUCCUGUCAGUUGUUCAAUCGUCUUUGGAGUGCGCCCUUUGCGAUAGCACCUACUGGAUUAAAUGGUUCAUUUUGGCCUAAAGGGGAUGCGUUACUUGCAAAAAGUGCUGCUAAAGCCAAUAUACCAUUUAUGUUAUCGACAGCUUCGAAUAUGUCGAUUGAGGAAGUCGCCAGAUCUAGUGAUGGUGAAAAAUGGUUUCAGCUUUAUGUUGUACAUCAAGAACUAGCCAAGCAAAUGGUGCAACGUGCUUUAGACUCGGGUUAUACAACUUUGAUUGUGACCUUGGAUGUUGGUGUAAACGGUUAUAGAGAACGUGACCUGCGUAAUCAGUUUGGAUUACCAUUAAAAUUUUCUGCAAGCUUAGUGCUAGAUGGUAUGUUACAUCCGGCAUGGUCGUUACGUUUUUUAGCCAAUAGCAAGCCACAGUUAGCAAAUUUUGUAAGCUCUAAGACAGAUAGUCUAGACAUUCAAGUCGCAAUUAUGAAGCGCCAAAUGGAUGCCAGUUUCAAUCAAGAAAGCUUAAAACGUAUCCGUGAGAUUUGGCCUCAUCAAUUAUUGGUAAAAGGUAUAAUUAGCGCUGAAGAUGCUCAAAUUGCUAUUCAGUGUGGAGUUGAUGGGGUAAUUUUAUCUAAUCAUGGUGGACGUCAACUUGAUUGUAGUGUGUCUCCUAUGGAAACCUUGCAAGAAGUUUCUAGAUGUAUUCAACAACCGAUCUUAAUUGAUAGUGGUUUUAGGCGGGGUUCAGAUAUUGUCAAAGCAUUGUGUUUAGGCGCUGAUAUGGUGUGUUUAGGUCGCCCCACACUCUAUGGUUUAGCAUCUAAAGGUGAAGUUGGUGUUGAUGAAGUAAUCCAACUGAUGAAGCAGGAUGUUGACCGCACAUUAGCACAAAUAGGUUGCCCAUCUGUAAAGCGGUUGGGCAUGAGUUAUCUUCAAUACAACUCUGAUAUUUUGAAGCAGGUCACGGAACAAAAAAAAUAG
Messenger RNA from Oppiella nova, 1164 nucleotides. Lineage: Eukaryota; Metazoa; Arthropoda; Arachnida; Sarcoptiformes; Oppiidae. The record is from the annotation of a GenBank genome assembly.